Mesorhabditis spiculigera is the source of this 240-nucleotide messenger RNA. The record is from the annotation of a GenBank genome assembly. NCBI's taxonomy places the organism in Eukaryota, Metazoa, Nematoda, Chromadorea, Rhabditida, Rhabditidae.
AUGUCGGCCCGCCAGAUCUUUCUACUCGUCGUCAUGGUGGCUUGCCUAAUCCCACAAGUUGAAGCAGUUCGAGGUGCCCUGAUCCGCGAAGGCCGAUCUGCCCCCGGCUAUGUAUCCCAGGACUUCCUACGUUUUGGCCGCUCGGCCGCCGUGGACGCCGACACCCGCACGAACUUCUACCGUCAGGGCUGGAGAUAUGUCCGCCCCAAUAUCUUCUUCCCCGAUACGGAGUGGUCAUAC